Molecule: messenger RNA, 636 nt
Organism: Pyrgilauda ruficollis (rufous-necked snowfinch)
Lineage: Eukaryota; Metazoa; Chordata; Aves; Passeriformes; Passeridae
Gene: ETFB
Product: electron transfer flavoprotein subunit beta
Exons: 2
Coding region: 133-621 (162 amino acids)
Cellular component (GO): cytosol
Molecular function (GO): electron transfer activity
Source: RefSeq, a predicted model, not a curated record
AGAGCCCCUAUACACCCCAACAAACCCCUAUAGACCCUAUAGAUCCCCUAUGGAUCCCCUAUAGACCCCCUGUCCCCCUCCCCCCAGGCCAUCGAUGACGAUUGCAACCAGACCGGGCAGAUCCUGGCCGCCAUGUUGGACUGGCCGCAGGGCACGUUCGCCUCGCGGGUGCAGCUGGAGUCCGGGGCCGUGCGCGUGGAGCGCGAGGUGGACGGCGGCCUGGAGACGCUGCGGCUGCGGCUGCCGGCCGUGCUGACGGCCGACCUGCGGCUCAACGAGCCCCGCUACGCCACGCUGCCCAACAUCAUGGUGCGUGGGGGAACCCCCAGAGCCCCAGCGUUCCCGAGGGGUUCCCCAAAAACCCCUGGAAUUCCGCAAAAAUUCCCGGAAAUUCCGGUGGUUCCCAUAGCGGCCAAUGGGGGUAGACCUGUUGUCCCAAAACUGGGGUCACUAAGAAUGGGAUUUCUCCAAAAUUCUGGGUAUUCCCAAAAUUCCUGGGACUCCCCCAAAUUUUUGGGUGCUCCCCAUAUCUCCAGGAUCCCCAAAUUCCUGGGGGAUUCCCAAAAAUUCCCGAAAUUCCACAAAAAUUUCCAUGGUUCCCAUAGCGGCCAAUGGGGGUAGACCUGUUGUCCGGAA